Messenger RNA from Anopheles marshallii, 1491 nucleotides. Its product is annotated as solute carrier family 2, facilitated glucose transporter member 3-like. Gene Ontology annotation, cellular component: membrane. The record is from RefSeq and is a predicted model, not a curated record. Gene Ontology annotation, biological process: monosaccharide transmembrane transport. Gene Ontology annotation, molecular function: hexose transmembrane transporter activity. NCBI's taxonomy places the organism in Eukaryota, Metazoa, Arthropoda, Insecta, Diptera, Culicidae. The transcript has 6 exons. Bases 1 to 1491 code for a protein of 496 amino acids.
AUGGACCUAACAUUACCGGAAUCAGGCUGGACGUACCGGUUGGUGGCGCUAGGCGCAAUCACUACCCUCGGUGCAUCCAUUCCUGUUGGGUACAACAUAGGCGUUAUAAAUGCACCGUCCGAGUUCAUCAAGCACUGGAGCAAUGAGACGAUUUUUCGGAAGUACGAUCACCAGCUCUCUGAUGGUGCGCUGCGUGCGUUCAUUGCAGCGGUCAUUUCGAUAGCAUUGAUUGGAGGCGUCAUUGGAUCACUACAGGGUGCUUAUCUAGCGGAUAAAUAUGGAAGAAAAAGGUCAUUCCUCUGCUGUGCGGUACUGCUUACGGCCGGAGCAUUAUGCUUUCUCUUCUGUCGGGCCGCUUCUUCAGUGGAGUUGUUGCUCCUGGGCAGACUGCUCGUCGGACUGGCAUCAGGACUGACGACCGGUGUCAUUCCAAUGUAUCUGGCGGAGGUAUCGCCGAUCAAACUGCGCGGUGCAAUGGGAGUAUUGUGCCCGUUGGGUCUAACGACUGGUGUCGUUAUUGGACAGGUUACGAGCCUGGAGCAAGUGCUCGGCACCGAGGAGCAUUGGCACUAUGCGCUCGGUUGCUACGCGGUGUUGAAUCUAUUUUGCUACGCAUGUUACUUUUGGGUACCCGAAAGUCCCAAAUAUCUGUACAGUGUGAAAGGCGAUCAAGCGGGAUCGUUGCGCGCCAUAAGAAAGCUGUUCGGGCGCCAUUCCAUCGGGGAUGAUUACAUCAAGCUGCAGAUGGAGUGCGCUAAUGGGCAGAGCGCUACCACAACCAACGGACAAUCAUUCGAUGACGGUCAGCCCCAAACUAGCCGGUCGAUUUGUUCUGUUUUGCGUGAUCCAACGCUCACGCUGCCGUUGGUGCUUGUGUGCGCACUUCAAGGAGGGCAACAACUUUCAGGAAUUAAUGCCGUGUUUUUCUACUCGGUGUCAAUAUUUGAAUCGGUUGGCUUAAGCUCCAAUGCUGCUAAGUUCGCCAAUCUCGGUGUAGGCUGCUUAAAUCUGUUCGUGUCUUUAUUUUUACCCUUACUGAUGGCUCGGUACAAUAGACGCGCUCUAUCCAUACUCUCAUGUUCUUGCUGUGCAAUCAUUCUCUUCAUUCUUACUUUAUCAAUACAUUUCAAUGACCUGGCGGAAUGGUUUUCUUACGUCUGUAUCGGAUCCAUUUUACUCUACAUAAUUUUCUUCCAACUCGGACUAGGCCCUAUACCAUUCUUCAUUGGAUCAGAACUCUUCGAUCUUGGACCACGACCGACGGCAAUGGCACUGGGCAGUCUCUCCUCGUGGGGAUGUAAUUUCAUUGUUGGCAUGGCUUUUCCAACCCUCCAAAGUGUAUGGGGUGCGUUCGUAUUUCUACCAUUUUCCAUAACGUGCGUACUAUUGACGGUUUUGGUUAAAUUUUAUCUUCCCGAGACACGCGGAAAGGAAGUAACGGACGUCGCGCAAAAGGUGGCGCACGGUUUUCGUUCCAAAGUAAGAGAUUAA